Molecule: messenger RNA, 882 nt
Organism: Insectozyma verbasci
Lineage: Eukaryota; Fungi; Ascomycota; Pichiomycetes; Serinales; Debaryomycetaceae
Source: the annotation of a GenBank genome assembly
AUGUAUAGAAAUUUAAUUAGAAACAAUUUACGUCAAUCUAUCAUUAAUAGACCAAGUUCAAUUAGAUCAAUUAGACAAUUAUCACAAACUACAAGCACAAAAAAGUCAUAUAGUAAAUCUUCAUUAUUAAUAGGUUCAUUGGUACCUACCAUUAUCAUUUACAACUAUUUAACCUCGUCAGAGGCUAUAAGAAACGACCAAGAAACUAAAGAAUUUAAAUAUCAAUCGACCUCAACUGCUAAUUUAAUUGAAGACAGAAUUUCAGAAGCCAAUGAAGAAGCAGCAACCGCAAUGAAAGGUUUUGAAAGAAAACAAGAGCAAUUAAAAGGUGAAACUAAAGGUGAAGAAGGUGGUGCUGCUUCUAAUGCAAAUACUGGUUCAAAUACUUCUUCUACUGCGUCAGAAGUUAGAACUAAAGAUUCUGCAGCAAAACAAGCGGCUGAUGAAUCUCAAGAAAAUAAAACUACUAGAAAACCAACUAAAGGUACCAGAAAGGAUAAACAAGUUUAUGAACAAGAUGAAAAUAAACCACAACCAACUGAAGAUUCAAAAGAUUCAGGUGAAGAAAAACAAGAAGCUGCAUUUAAUCCUGAAACUGGUGAAAUUAAUUGGGAUUGUCCUUGUUUAGGUGGUAUGGCUCAUGGUCCAUGUGGUGAAGAAUUUAAAGAAGCAUUUUCAUGUUUUGUAUUUUCUGAAACUGAACCAAAAGGAAUUGAUUGUAUUAAAAAAUUUGAAAAUAUGAGAUCAUGUUUUAAAAAACAUCCAGACCAUUAUAAAGAAGAAUUAUAUGAUGAUGAAAAAGAGUUGGCCACUGAAGAUGUUGAAAAUAAUGUAUUGAAAGAAACAGAUGAAGCUGUUAAAGAAAUUGUGUCAAAUAAAUAG